Leopardus geoffroyi (Geoffroy's cat) is the source of this 1052-nucleotide messenger RNA. RefSeq names its product formin-like protein 3. The coding region runs from base 1 to 753 and encodes 250 amino acids. NCBI's taxonomy places the organism in Eukaryota, Metazoa, Chordata, Mammalia, Carnivora, Felidae. The record is from RefSeq and is a predicted model, not a curated record. The transcript is spliced from 3 exons.
AUGGCUUACAUCCUGUUAUCAGUUACUCACACGUUAGUGAGAGUGAGUUUACGAGAUGCUUUACGAAAGACCCACUGGGAAAGAAGGCAGCCCUUCCUUCUGGGUCUCGCGAGUCUGAAUCUCGGGGACAAAGCGGCGCUCCCUCCGGCUCACCUGCCCGCGCCCUUCCCCCACCUGACCACCCUCUCCGCCACCCCCCCCCCCCCCCCCCCCCCCCCCCCCCCGCCGCCACGGUGUCACAGGGUUCCCCCCCGCGGGUGCGGGCGCUGGCGCGGCGCGGAGCCCCGUCCCCGUGGAGGUCUUGCCCGGCCCUGGCCCCGGAUCAGGACUCGGGUAACUCACCCGGGACACGCUGCCCUCGCUGUCCGCGGAGAAGCAGUCCCUGCUACGCGCACCGCCUCACUGGCUCGGGGCGGGCGAGGCUCAGGGGUUUAUUCCCGCAGCUGGCCCGAGGCUAAGGGUAGGUCAGCCGCGCCCGCGCAGUGGGUGGAGCCGCCAGGCCACGUAGGCCCGCGCUCCUUCUUUCCUGCCUUUCUUUUCCCCCUGGCGGCCAGAUGUACAGGCCCGGACAUUUAUUUGGUCGCCGUGGCCGGACGCGCGCGCCGGGAUUUCGAAGAGUCAUCCCUGGGUGUCGAAAAAUUCCGAUAUCCAGGCUGCCUCCUGGAUUAUGAAGUCAGAAUUUCUGGGUUGGAAAGGGCCCAGACAUAUACGCCUUGUGCCUGGCGUGUGGACAAUAGGGGCCAGCCUGGAUGAGGAGAGGUUCCAGGCUUCGGAGACAGAAUGGGCCAACAUGUGGAGGUGAGUGACACCAGGGAGUGGCAGUGGACUCUGGCCCAGACGAAUUGGUCAUGGCCUUCAGAUCACACCUCCUGCCUGUAAGAAAUCAGAUGGGCAGCCAGUGGAAGACACCAGCCUACGUAGUCUCCGUGUUUUCUCUGGACAAAAUUCUGGGCUGUUACUUUACUUUCUGGUGAGAAGUUCAGAGUAGACCUCGGGAAAGAAAUCGCGAGCAUUAUUAGAAAUCUCAUUAAGACAAAUAUGAAUGGAAAGCA